CCAGGCAUAGUAUGCGUUCAGUUGUGGUAGUGAAUUUUACGCGUCUGUCAUCAAUAGUACGGUAAUUGAAUAUUACAUACCUUGGAGAACCGCAAAAAACUACAUCGGCCCAACUAUCUAAUAACUAUGACCCCCUACUGCGUGUUAGUGGAAAGCUUCUGCUUCAAUAGUUUGAAAAAUAUUAAAAAUAACCGAGGCUUGUGAUACAAAAUCUCCAAAAUCCUCGAAGCUGCAGGAUGACAGUAGUCGUUCCUUAUAAUUGAUGACAAUGACAAAACAAAGGAAAAAUCAAUAACUUAAUGAACCGAAUGAAGACCGUACGAUAUAGUAAAUAGCUAUGUUAAGAACCAUCAAAGAAAAUAACAGAAGUGAAUAAGUACGUCAUGAAAUCUAAUUCGUGAUGAGACUACCUGCCCGAGGAGUAUUAGCCGGAUUCGUGGCGAUAGCCGCCUUCGCCGUUUACAUGAAUAGCCUAAGUUGUGAUUUCGUGUUCGAUGAUAUAUCAGCGAUUAAGGAUAAUCGUGACUUGAGACCACAUACACCCUUACGAAAUAUAUUCUACAAUGAUUUUUGGGGUACACCGAUGUACAAGGAACAAUCACACAAGUCAUACAGACCAAUCUGCGUGCUAUCAUUCCGGUGGAAUUACAUGAUUCAUCAGUUGGAUCCCGUCGGUUACCAUUUGCUGAACGUGGUGUUGCAUUGUGGAGUUUGCAUAUUGUUCUUCAGAACAUGCCUGAUGUUCCUGUCCGAUCUGGCUAGCUUCGUGGCUGCCCUAUUGUUUGCAGUACAUCCAAUUCAUACGGAAGCUGUAACAGGUGUUGUUGGACGAGCCGAGAUUCUGUACUCUCUAUUUUACUUGGGGGCUCUGAUAACUUACAAAAAAGCCUGCAAAAACCAGCGAUCCACAGGGUGGUGCUCAAUGAUGACGUCAAUGCUCUCCGUAUUCAUUGCAGUAAUGUGCAAGGAACAGGGUAUAACGACAACAGCUGUCUGCGUUGUAUAUGAAAUAUUCGUAGUACAGAAAGUCAGAGCACUGGAUAUUUUACUCGCCGUUAAGAUUGCAUUUGGCGGCAAUAAACUUAAUCCAACAUGGUCAGGUGAAGGUACUAAGCGCCUCGCUGCUCUUACACUUGUUACAAUGAGUCUGCUAUUCGUGAGGUUACAUGUCAUGGGUUCUAGAUUGCCGGUAUUCACAAGAUUUGACAAUCCAGCAUCAGCGGCAUCGACCCCAACAAGGCAACUCACGUACAACUACUUGGCAGCUGUUAAUUUGCGUCUUCUAUUCCUACCUAACGAUUUGUGCUGUGAUUGGACCAUGGGUACAAUCCCGUUGAUUGAGAGUAUUUUGGAUCACCGGAAUUUGUGGACGCUGGCCGCUCACGGUUUGGUAUUCGGAUUAUUUUUAACCGCUGUGUUCACCCAUAAUCGUCAAGUGUCUGUGAUAAUAGUAAUGAGCUUAUCACUUUUAACGUUGCCAUUUCUGCCGGCUUCAAAUUUAUUUUUCCCCGUUGGUUUCGUCAUCGCCGAGCGAGUCUUGUAUGCACCAUCGAUGGGGUUCUGUAUGCUUGUGGGACAUGGCUGGAGUAUUUUAGCUGAAAAAAGAUGUCCCAAAAUGUCAACAACCUUUCUAGUUUUUCUUCUCGUAUCUCAUUCCGUCAAAACUUACAUACGCAACUAUGAUUGGAUGGACGAAUACGCAAUAUUCAUGUCGGGUCUCAAAGUAAACCUGAACAAUGCUAAGCUGUUCAAUAACGUCGGUCACGCAUUGGAAGGACAAGGACGGUACAAAGAGGCGUUGAAUUACUUCAAUGAAGCUGUUGUCGUCCAAGGGGAUGAUAUAGGAGCUCACAUUAAUGUUGGCCGGACUUACAAUCAUCUCAAUAUGUUCAAGGAAGCAGAAGAUGCAUAUCUGAGGGCGAAAUCGUUGCUACCCAAGGCGAAACCAGGUGAAUCCUAUCAGGCGAGGAUCGCUCCCAGCCAUUUGAAUGUUUUCGUUAACCUCGCCAAUUUAAUUGCAAAAAAUGGUUCGAGACUAGAGGAGGCCGAUCUACUCUACAGACAAGCGAUCAGUAUGAGAGCUGAUUACACACAAGCUUAUAUUAACAGAGGAGAUGUCCUGAUUAAGAUGAACCGGACUAAAGAGGCACAGGAGGUUUACGAGCGGGCGCUUGUGUAUGAUAGCAGCAAUCCAGAUAUCUAUUAUAAUUUGGGGGUCGUGUAUUUGGAGCAGGGGAAAGCAUCACAGGCACUGGCGUAUUUGGACAAAGCACUGGAGUUUGAUCCUGAACACGAGCAAGCGUUAUUAAACUCAGCAAUACUUUUGCAAGAAUUGGGACGCGAAGAGCUUCGUAAAGUGGCGAGAGAUAGGCUCCUGAAACUAUUGAGGAAGGACUCAAAUAACGAACGUCUGCAUUUCAACCUCGGAAUGUUGGCAAUGGACGAUCACGACGCUGCAAGUGCCGAGAGAUGGUUCAGGAAUGCUGUAGCGUUGAAGGAGGAUUUCCGAUCUGCCCUAUUCAAUCUGGCACUUUUGCUGACGGAUGAAAAGAGACCACUGGAAGCAGCACCGUUCUUAAAACAACUCGUUAGGUUUCAUCCAGAACACAUCAAAGGACUGAUACUGUUGGGAGAUAUAUAUAUUAAUAACAUUAAGGACUUCGAUGCCGCCGAGAAGUGUUACCGCAAAAUUCUUCAGCUGGAUCCAGCGAAUAUUCAAGGUCUUCACAACCUUUGUGUAGUUAUGAUUGAACGUAGUCAGCUUCAUCUGGCAGCACAGUGCCUCGAAAAAGCUGCAGCUCUACGUGCAGAUCAAGAAUACAUACGAAAACAUCUGACGAUUGUAAAAUCCCGGAUAAAUCGGCUGCCUCCCGAGCAACGCGAAAGCAGUGACAUAUUCGAUGAUUCAUUUCUUCACAUUCGAGGUGAGGAGGACAGUCUCGAUAUGGCUGAUCGAGCGGCACGACAAUUCCUGAGGAAAAGUGAAUUUAUGCACAAUCACAUUGGCGACUUGAAGAACGAUCAAUUCAGACGUCACAAUUACUAUCAUAUCAAGGGCUUUCACCAUCCGAAAACUUCGAAAGCAAUCCCUGCGGGCAAAAGCCCAUUCUCAAAACCUUCCGAAGGAUCCAAUAUUCGUGAAUCCGCUCGUGUACUUGACAGUGUUGUAAAUAGGGAUACAAGUGAAUUGGAGUUUGGUCAGUAUCACGGACUGAAUGUCGUUGAUCCGAAUUGAAUUUAUAUAUAAGCCAUGAAAGUAGUAUAAAAAUACACAUUCUGAAUAUUCAAAAAUA
Molecule: messenger RNA, 3293 nt
Organism: Diachasmimorpha longicaudata
Lineage: Eukaryota; Metazoa; Arthropoda; Insecta; Hymenoptera; Braconidae
Gene: Tmtc3
Product: protein O-mannosyl-transferase Tmtc3
Exons: 11
Coding region: 401-3235 (944 amino acids)
Biological process (GO): protein O-linked glycosylation via mannose
Cellular component (GO): endoplasmic reticulum
Molecular function (GO): protein binding; mannosyltransferase activity
Source: RefSeq, a predicted model, not a curated record